CCGGUUCGCCUUUCUCUUGUUUGCUUCUGAAAUUUGGGAAUGGCGCUUUUUUCCCUUCACGAACAGCUGGAUUUGCUGUUUUGUGAUUGAGGGGGCGGGGAACGGAGCUCCUCUCUCCUGAGCUCAUUAUGAAAAGUGAAAGGAUGUCUGUCAACUUUCCUGAAAGAAACAAGAGUCCCACGCUCCAUGCAAUGAAAUGCCUCCAGUGAAUGGCAUUACAGGUUGACUGAAUAAACGGAAGGAUCCAGAAGCCAAUCCGCAAUUUAAAGCAGGUCAACAGCAGUUCCUCAGAGGAAGAAACCACAAUGUCUACUGGAACUGAAGCCAGGGACACAGAAAGAGCCAUAUCCAAAGACAGUAAUAACUCACACGCACGUCCAGUGGAAAACACCGGAAGAGAGACUGCCUGUCAACUCUUUCUGGAUGUUGUGAAACUGGUGUAUUGUGAUGUCUCCACAUGCAAGGGCCCAGAGUUACCGUGAAUACUGGAUUUUGUUCAGUCAGACAUGGUCUGGCCUUCAUCUUCCUGCUCUGUAAUUUUUCAAUUUCUACCCAACAAUUGAACAUGAACAUUGCUAUCUUAGCUAUGGUGAACCACACCGCCCCCACCAGCCACACUAAUGCUUCCACAGAAAGCUCCCCUGCUGACUCCCAGGACUAUGAGAAUGGAAUUCUAAAUGGAUUUAAGGCAGUGGCCCCUGUGUAUGACUGGAGUUCCGAAAUCCAGGGAAUUAUCCUCAGCUCCUUCAACUACGGCUCCUUGUUGACUCCACUACUCGUCGGCUAUGUGGCUGGGAUAUUUGGAGUCAAGCAUGUGGUUGACGCUGGCUUGUUCAUUUGCUCAGCCCUGAAUCUCUUUAUUCCACUGGCAGCUGAUACAGGAGUGACAUUGCUCAUUGUCAUUCGGAUAGUCCAAGGCAUAGCCCAGAUUAUGGUACUAACAGGUCAAUAUUCAAUUUGGACCAAAUGGGCUCCCUCACUAGAAAGGAGUCAACUUAUCACCAUUGCUUUAUCAGGGGUAAUGCUGGGAAACUUCAUCAUCUUUGCUCUUGGUGGUCUCCUCUGCCAGACCAUUGGGUGGCCUUACAUCUUCUACAUUUUUGGUGGAAUUGGCUGUGUCUGCUGUGCUCUAUGUUUCCUUCUGGUUUAUGAUGAUCCCCUUCAUCAUCCGUUCAUCAGCACUGGUGAGAAGAUGUACAUCCAACGUGCAUUAGCGAAGAGGUCUCUUCCCAUUAAGGCUAUGAUCAAAUCCCUACCACUUUGGGCCAUUUUAGUCUCUGCUUUCUGCCAAUCCUGGGCUUAUCUUACCAUGGCGACUCACACACCAAUAUAUAUCCGUUCUGUACUUCAUGUUAACAUCAGAGAUAGUGGGAUCCUGUCUUCCGUGCCAUCUGUGUUUGCCUUCGUCUUUAUGAUCAUUGGAGGGCUACUGGCAGAUUUCCUUCUUUCCAGAAAAUGUCUUAGACUCAUCAGUGUAAGAAAACUCUUCACUGCCAUAGGAACUGCCAUACCAUCGAUGUUCUUGGUGUCCCUGUACUGGGUCCGGUCCAGUGCUAGUACUUCUGUGGUCAUCGUGGUGCGGUUUUAUAUCUUCAGGAGCAUUUCCUUCUCAGGAAUCUAUGUUAAUAUCUUGGAUAUUGCUCCUCGAUACUCAAGCUUUCUUAAGGGGGUAUUACAAGUCAUUAUGUCCACAGCUGGAGCAAUCUCUCCCACCAUUACUGGAUUUGUGAUCAGCCAGGAUUCAGACUUAGGUUGGAGAAAUAUAUUCUUGAUUUCGGCUGCUCUUAAUAUCCUGGGUCUGAUGAUCUAUCUCAUCUUUGGCGAAGCAGACGUUCAGGACUGGGCUAAAGAGCAGACAACCACCCACUUAUGAGCAACCCCAGUGCUUCAUUCGGUUCAGAUGAUCCCUGGUUGCUUGUUUCCCCUCCAGAAUGUUCUCUGGGUGCUUGCCAGAUUGCACGAAGAAUUUUAACUGACUACACAUCUCAGAGCAUUGCGUUGUGAAAAUACUGUUGUAAUGGUGAAAAUUCUGACUUUUGACUUUAUGGGGAAAUAAAACACUAGCUAUUUAACUC
Echinops telfairi (small Madagascar hedgehog) is the source of this 2075-nucleotide messenger RNA. RefSeq names its product probable small intestine urate exporter. The transcript has 13 exons. The coding region runs from base 458 to 1873 and encodes 471 amino acids. Gene Ontology annotation, biological process: monoatomic anion transport; transmembrane transport. The record is from RefSeq and is a predicted model, not a curated record. Gene Ontology annotation, molecular function: transmembrane transporter activity. Lineage: Eukaryota; Metazoa; Chordata; Mammalia; Afrosoricida; Tenrecidae.